UUCAUUGUUAAACAUUUAUGGAUUGAAGCACAAUUACAAUGGCAAAUUAACUAUUUUGGGAGGUAAGAAAUUAAUCAGCUAUUCUUAUAUGAAUAAGUUUGAUCCUUUGAAAACCACUAAGAGCAACCGUCCAUGAACAAUUAUCUAUCUAUCAUAUUGAAAAUCCACAUAUGCAUAGCAAAUCCUUCGAAGAAUCUUUUAAAGAAAUGUUCUCUCUUAAACCAACCUAAAAAUAUGAUGAAGUUUGAUCAUUGGAUAACCACCAAAAGCACAACAACCCAUUAGAAGUUAUGUUUCAUAUUGAAAAUCUACAUAUAUUUUACCAUGAAAUCAUUCAAAGAAUGUUCUUUUUUUAGAAAUGUCAUCUCUCUACUCACUCCGUCUCUCCCUCUUUCUCACUUCCACCUUCCAAAACCAAAUUCAUGGAGUUGUGGAUGAGACUAAUAGCAUGGAUCUGCCUCGUCAAUUUUCCUUUUUCGUCAAUUUUUUUUUUCAUUUGGAAAUUCAUUCAUUAAAUGUAUGAAAGGUGAACAAAUAUUGGGCCAAGACCCUGAGGAAGGAAUAAAACACUUGAAAAGAGCACAUGCCUGAACCCACAACAGUGAAGAGCAAAGCCCACAAAAUAGAUAGGCUUGAGUGAAAGCCCUAGCAACCUAAUCGAUCCUCCGCACAAGACAGCAACAGCCGCAAGGAGGAGACCCACAAAAACGACGGCGACGAAACCAAUUCCAGGUUGUUAAAAAAAAGACACAACCAAUUCCAUAUGAAGAGUAGCAGUCGAAAGGUCAAUUUCCUUUUCCUUGUACGAAUUUACAGCCGCAAUUUGAUUGAAAAUAAAUAGAAUAAGGGUUCAGGAGAAGACGGGUAUUAGUCAAUUCAACAUUUUCGACGACCGACACACCAUCGGAAUCCAUGAGUUCCGAUGAGAUAGUAGCAUAGUGGGAUGGAGCAGUGAGAAAGCCACAGUGGGAGAGAGGGAGAGCGUCGAAGAAGUUAUUUCACCAUAGAGCAAGACAGAGCAGAGGGCAACAAACACGGCGACGAUCGGAGAAGUGCAGGGACGGUGAUAAUGGGCGAUUUGGAUUUCGGAUUAAGUGUAGAAAAAAUUAGAUCGGAGCUGUGGUGAGCAGGGAGGGCGACGGGAGAGAUUUCAAUUUGGGAUUCUGCAUGAUAAUAAGGAUGGGGGGAGUCUCGAUUUCAGAUUUUGGUUGGGAAGAGAGGUGAGAGAAGUUUGCUGUCCAAAAGGAAAGAAAGCAAGAAAGAGAGAGUUUCUGAAUUGACGAUAACAACCUUCCGAACUGUGCGGGCAUUUCAGGAUAGACUGACGUGGCAAAGGUUGUAUGUUUACAUUGCGUUAUAGUAAUUUUUAGAUGAUUUUUCGUACUAAGGGUUUCAAAUGAAGAAUAAAUAUAUGAAUAAGAAAUGAUAAAAUGAGGUUAAUAAACCAAGAGUACAAAAUAUUAGGAACCUCGACUUGCAGUUCUGAAUCUGAAAGACAGGCCCAGCCGAUACGGCGAUAUCCAAGACCAGUGGUUAGUUGGCUCUUGGCUAUCGAAUUCAGAACGCACUGGGUUGACGAGAGUUUGAUCAAUUCUUUUCUACCCAAUCGAGAGUUGGAUCUUGAAGGCUGAAAAGUUUACAAUUUUCGCUCCUCGGAGCUUAGAACAAUCCCUCAUUGCCCCCUUUUUGGGAUGCCGCUCCUCCGCUAGUGUAAGAGCAGCGAAGGGUUCAAGAGAUGGGGAAAUUAGCAGUAGCACUGAUAGUGAGCUCAUGGGCGAUUCCAAUAUCCAUCGUCGUGAAUCGGAUCGUGCCCGCGCCUUACAUGGAUGAGAUAUUCCACAUACCACAGGCUCAGCAGUACUGCAAGGGCAAUUUCUUGAGUUGGGAUCCGAUGAUAACUACCCCUCCUGGCUUGUACUAUCUCUCACUUGCGCAUGUUGCUUCUUUUUUUCCAGGCGUGUAUGCUGUGCAAGGUGCAUCAUCUCAGUACUCUGAGUGGUGCUCGGUUUCAAUCCUUAGGUCCACGAAUGUUGUGUUGGCUGUUUUGUGCAGUGUUCUUAUAUAUGACAUAAUUACCUGCGUGAGACCAGCUCUUGGUGAAAGGAAAGCAACAUUUCUGUCCGUUGUCCUGGCGCUCUACCCUCUUCAUUGGUUCUUCACUUUCCUUUACUAUACAGAUGUUGCAUCGCUUACGAUGGUGCUGGCAAUGUACCUUGCUUGUUUAAAGAAGAAGUACUUCUUCAGUGCCCUGCUUGGUGCGUUUUCAGUUUUCACUCGACAGACAAACAUUGUAUGGGUAGUAUUUGUUGCAUGCAGUGGAGUAAUAGAUAUUACCUCGCCCCUUAUAAAAGAAACUGAAAUAGUGGACUUGAGCUCAGGAGAUGAAACCAUUGAGGUAGUUUCGAACUAUCAUGCCACUACAGUUGGAAACAUGAGAAGAAGAAGAAAGUUCAAUGAUGCUGUGGAGAGUGACAAAACACCAGUGCUUGUUAGAAAUGCCUCUGUAAUAAUCAAUUCCACAGGUUUCCUUGACGAGAUUCGAACAAUCUGUUUGAAAUCAUGGCUCAUGAAGUGGAGUAUUUUAUUGUUCUUCACCCCUUUCCUCAUAGUAUUGGGGGCCUUUGUUGCUUUUGUCCGUUGGAAUGGCAGCGUGGUCCUUGGUGCAAAAGAAGCUCACACUGUGUCUCCACAUUUUGCCCAACUAAUGUAUUUUAGUCUAGUCUCUGCUCUUGCUGCAGCUCCUCUGCAUUUCUCAUUGAGUCAUUGUGUAGCCCUGUUCUGGUGGUCCUGGAAGAAGGGUCCCCUAAGUUUUUGUCAAUGGCUUAUUGCUCUGGCAGCAGGGUUCUUCUCUGUGCACUUUUUCAGCAUAGCUCAUCCCUAUCUUCUAGCUGACAACCGGCACUACACCUUCUACCUCUGGCGGAAGGUUGUCAAUUUUCACAAGUUGGGGAAAUACUUUCUUGUUCCUUUCUACAUCUACUCCUGGUUUUCAAUCUUCAGGACGCUAGGGAAAGUUCGACCAAGAGUAUGGGUGCUAGCAUAUUUCUUGGCGACAGCAGCAGUACUUGUUCCUGCUCCUCUAAUCGAGUUGAGAUACUACACCUUGCCAUUCUUUUUCCUGAUGCUUCACUCCUCCAUCAGCUACAGAAGUUUGAUGCUGAUGGGUCUCGUGUAUACCGCCAUCAAUGCUUUCACAAUGACAAUGUUCUUGUUCCGUCCGUUCCAAUGGAGUCAUGAACCUGGUCUCCAGAGGUUUAUUUGGUAGAUUUCAGGUCACAUAGAGCUUUCACAAUGGACUCUAUGUACUAGCCCUCCAAUUUUCUUCAUCUUUCAGUUUUUUCUGUUGCUUACCCCUUUUGUAGCAUGUUUCCAGACUUGGACGUUAAAUUGGCUAUAAUUGCCACAAAAUGCAAAGUUAUGGCUAUACGAGUGACCAAAAUUAACGAAGUUGAACUAUUGCAAAGUGUAUAAUUAUGGCUAUACAAGUGACCAAAAUUAACGAAGUUGAACGAUCACAAAGUGUAAAGUCUUUGUGAAAAGUUAUGACUGCACAUUUUUACUCUCAACUAUGAGAGUUUACUGUCGUACCAGAAAAAAAUUAACGGAGUUGGACGUCAGGGAUAAAACUUGAACGGUUGAACUAAUUUUAGUGAUCAUGAAUGGAAUGAAAUAUUUACAGUGAC
Messenger RNA from Linum trigynum, 3683 nucleotides. The record is from the annotation of a GenBank genome assembly. Lineage: Eukaryota; Viridiplantae; Streptophyta; Magnoliopsida; Malpighiales; Linaceae.